Trichosporon asahii var. asahii CBS 2479 is the source of this 402-nucleotide messenger RNA. RefSeq lists its product as uncharacterized. The coding region runs from base 1 to 402 and encodes 133 amino acids. The record is from RefSeq and is a predicted model, not a curated record. The transcript is spliced from 2 exons. Lineage: Eukaryota; Fungi; Basidiomycota; Tremellomycetes; Trichosporonales; Trichosporonaceae.
AUGCCCCUCUUCCUCGCGUACUGUCCCGACAGGAUAGGCCCCGACGUCCUGGAGACACGCCUGCGUGUCCGGAGCGAACACUUCCAGGGCUUCAAGCAGACCGUUCAGGAGGGUCACGCUGAGUUCGGCCGCGGCUUCCGCCCCCAUCCCGACUCGCACCUCUUCGCGCCCGAGAAUCUCGCUCUGCUCCCCGAGGGCGUCGAGCCAAUGGCCGGUUCAGUCAUGCUGCUCCGGUACGACACGCUCGAAGAGGCGUGGGACCGUGUGCGCCGCGACGUGUACUGGACCGCGAAUGUUUGGGACCACAACCGCCUCAUCCUCGAGCAGUUCUGCGAACCUCCGCCCGCGGGGACUGUGCCCGGUGUCGAGGACGCGGCGGGCGUCGGAACGGGCAAGGCGUAG